Molecule: messenger RNA, 1690 nt
Organism: Nymphaea colorata (pocket water lily)
Lineage: Eukaryota; Viridiplantae; Streptophyta; Magnoliopsida; Nymphaeales; Nymphaeaceae
Product: CMP-sialic acid transporter 1
Exons: 8
Coding region: 343-1350 (335 amino acids)
Biological process (GO): pyrimidine nucleotide-sugar transmembrane transport
Cellular component (GO): Golgi membrane
Molecular function (GO): pyrimidine nucleotide-sugar transmembrane transporter activity
Source: RefSeq, a predicted model, not a curated record
UAAAGUAUUACUGAAAAUGUGGAACGACUGAUCCCUGUUCUUGGAGGAAACUUUAAUUUGAGAGAUCCGUCUUUUCUCCGGCUCUUCUUGCAAUUCUGUUUUCUUGAAUCUUGAUCAAAUGCGGCUUAUGUCCAACGGCCAAUCGAAUGUCUCUGAUUCCUUACUGUACACCAAAUUCUUUCUCUCUCUCUCUGAUUUGGUGGUCUACCUUGGAUAGUUGUCUCCCUUCAUGAACUAUCAACGGACAAAGAUAGAAAUGCGGCGCACAAGCGAGUGAAAGAGGAGCAGGGAACGCACGAUCUGAGCGGAAGAGGAGAGGGGCGACGGGUUACUGCCGGCGUGAUGGUUCCGUGGUAUUUGGUGGCCGCUCUCCUCACCAUCCUCACUAGCGCUCAAGGAAUUCUGACAACACUUUCAAAAAGUAAUGGAGGAUACAAAUAUGAUUACGCUACUGUUCCAUUUCUUGCCGAGGUUUUCAAGCUUGCCGUAUCUUGUUUUCUGCUGUGGAGAGAGAGCCAGUCCCCGACUCCUCCAAAGAUGACUACAGACUGGAGAAGCGUGCGAUUGUUCCCAAUUCCUUCUAUCAUCUACUUGAUUCACAAUAAUGUGCAGUUUGCUACCCUGAUUUAUGUGGAUGCAUCGACUUACCAGAUAAUGGGCAAUCUGAAGAUUGUCACCACGGGAAUAUUGUUCAGGGUGUUCUUGCGGAGAAAAUUAUCUAAUCUGCAGUGGAUGGCCAUUUUAUUACUAGCCAUUGGUACUACAACAAGCCAGGUAAAGGGUUGUGGAGAAGCCUCCUGUGAUUCAGUUUUUUCAGCACCUAUUCAGGGAUACUUGCUUGGAAUCUUGUCUGCCUGUCUUUCAGCUUUAGCUGGUGUCUAUACAGAGUUUCUUUUGAAGAAAAACAAUGAUAGUCUCUACUGGCAGAAUGUGCAAUUGUAUACAUUUGGUGCAAUCUUCAACAUGGCACGACUUCUUUUUGAUGACAUUAAUAACAACUUUGAAAAUGGUCCAUGGUGGAACCGCCUAUUCAAUGGGUACAGUAUCACAACAUGGAUGGUUGUGCUGAAUUUGGGAGCUUCUGGGUUGCUAGUGUCCUGGUUGAUGAAAUAUGCAGAUAUUAUUGUUAAGGUUUAUGCAAGUUCAAUGGCAAUGUUACUGACUAUGGUCCUGUCUAUCUACCUCUUCACUUUCAGUCCUACAAUCCAGCUCUUUCUGGGAAUUGUUAUUUGCACAAUGUCCCUUCAUAUGUACUUUGCCCCUGCUCAUAUGCUUGUAGAUUUACCAUCACAAAAGCAAGUCCCAGAGACCAUGACUGAAGUUAAGGUUGAAGCACGAACUGCAUCCUGAUGGCAACCAUCUUAUGCUUAAGCUUCAGACUUGCAAGCUUGUGCUUUCCUUCAUGUACAACUUAGACAAGGCAGGACAAGUUUGCAGGUUGAUAUGUUUAACCGUCCUAUGGUUGCUCAGAGCUUCUCACUAAGGUCAGGGCCAGCAGCAUCCUAUGGUUUUCUCUUUGUAGAAUGUAGAAAAUUUUACUGCAUUUAGGACUUACAAAGGCUGCUUAUUUUCCAGUGCGAAGUAUCAUGUAUUGUUUGAGUGCUGAAUCUAUGCAACACAGGUUUAAAUUCUUUUUCACUUAUAAUAGACGGGUACUGGCAAAUUUUUGGAAGACAUCUCCUUGGGUUUA